AUGUCUUCUCCACGCCGUGACAUCAGUUUCAAGACGACCGAUGGCUUGGAGUUGAGAGGCUGGUUUUAUCCAGCAGGAAACAAAGCCCCCACUGUGAUACUAUCUCAUGGCCUCACCGGGAUCAAAGAACUCUUCCUAGACGCAUUCGCGGCUCGGUUUCAGGCUGCCGGCUUUGCCUCCAUUGUCUAUGAUUGCCGCAAUUUUGGCGCCAGCGACGGGUUGCCCAGAUACGAAGUCAAUGCGUUUCACCAGAUCGAAGACUAUCAUGACGCUAUCACUUUCGCUACGACUCUAACUGAGGUCGAUCCUGAGCUAAUUGCAAUCUGGGGCUCCAGUUAUAGUGGUGGGAAUGUCAUUCAAGCGGCUGCCGUUGACAGACGUGCCAAAGCUGUCAUCGCACAGGUCCCUUUUGUGUCGGGCAAUAGCAACGCACCUAUACUGAUGCCAAUCAUGCCAGCUAUACUUGCUGACCGUGCUGGAAUUGCAGCUGGCAAGGCUGGAGAGAUAGUUUCGGUCGUGGCAAGCAGUCUAGACGAGGCAGAGUCUCGGGCCUCGACGAGCAUCCUUCCAGAGGCAGAUGCGUACAAAUUCUUUGUGCACUCUGCCCUUCCCAAUGGCGUCAAAUGGGAGAAUAAAAUCACACUGCAGAGCCUAUUCAAGCUGUUGAAGAAUGAGCCUCGAGCAUACAUCCAUCGGAUCUCUCCCACGCCGUUCUUGAUGGUUGUUGCAGAGGAGGAUACCGCAGUGCAUGUGCCGACUCAGCUUGCCGUGUUUGGUGAAGCUGGGGAGCCGAAAGAACUAUUUUUCAUGGCUAAAACGGGGCACUUUGACCCAUACAGCGGGCCUGCGUUCGAGGUUAAUGUUGAAAGACAGAUUAGAUUUUUGAAGAUGUAUUUAACGUGA
This is a messenger RNA of Lachnellula hyalina, 903 nucleotides long. RefSeq names its product Polyketide transferase. Gene Ontology annotation, molecular function: hydrolase activity. NCBI's taxonomy places the organism in Eukaryota, Fungi, Ascomycota, Leotiomycetes, Helotiales, Lachnaceae. The transcript has 2 exons. The record is from RefSeq and is a predicted model, not a curated record. Bases 1 to 903 code for a protein of 300 amino acids.